Messenger RNA from Ctenocephalides felis (cat flea), 1260 nucleotides. It is a transcript of the gene Elovl7, whose product is annotated as elongation of very long chain fatty acids protein AAEL008004. Gene Ontology annotation, molecular function: fatty acid elongase activity. The record is from RefSeq and is a predicted model, not a curated record. Bases 2 to 916 code for a protein of 304 amino acids. Gene Ontology annotation, cellular component: endoplasmic reticulum membrane. Gene Ontology annotation, biological process: fatty acid elongation, polyunsaturated fatty acid; fatty acid elongation, saturated fatty acid; very long-chain fatty acid biosynthetic process. NCBI's taxonomy places the organism in Eukaryota, Metazoa, Arthropoda, Insecta, Siphonaptera, Pulicidae. The transcript has 8 exons.
AAUGGCUACGAUAAUACGGAGCGUUUGGGACGGAUACCAUGACCUCAUGGACAACAAGAGCGACCAGCGGGUCAACGGCUGGCCCAUGAUGUCUUCGCCAUUCCCUACGCUUUUUAUAUGCCUGAGCUACGCCUACUUCGUCAAGGUUAUUGGACCAAAACUAAUGGAAAAUCGCAAACCAUUCCAACUUAAAUAUACACUUAUAGUAUACAAUUUAUUUCAAGUGAUAUUUAGUUGCUGGCUAUUUUACGAGUCAUGUGCUUCCGGAUGGCUGACGACCUACAGCUUCCGAUGUCAGCCAGUCGAUUAUUCGAGGUCGCCCGAAGCCAUGCGGAUGGUGCAUGGCUGUUGGUGGUACUACUUCUCGAAGUUCACGGAGUUUUUCGAUACGAUUUUCUUCGUUUUGCGUAAGAAAAACAAACAUGUGUCGACACUCCACGUUAUUCAUCACGGAUGUAUGCCAAUGUCCGUCUGGUUUGGCGUCAAAUUCACUCCAGGUGGUCACAGCACCUUUUUUGGCUUCUUGAAUACUUUCGUCCACAUUAUCAUGUAUUCUUACUACUUGCUUGCCGCACUUGGACCUCAGUACCAGAAAUACUUGUGGUGGAAGAAAUACCUGACUGGUCUUCAAAUGGUACAAUUCGUCCUGGUUAUGAUCCACGCCUUCCAGCUGUUGUUCAUUGAAUGUAAUUACCCACGUGCCUUCGUCUGGUGGAUCGGCAUGCAUGCAGUCAUGUUCUACUUCCUAUUCUCUGAUUUCUACAAACAGACUUACAACAAGAAAGAAAGAAGAGAAGCGAUGAAAUUAAAUGCCGAAAAGUACCAAAGCAAUUCGACGGCAGUCCACGAAGCCAACAAUAAGGAAGCUAUAUUGAAUAACACAGAAAACUCUUUUGGAACGCGGAAGAGGCUUUAACAUCGUUUCCAAAAUUUGUGUUCAUUCAUCAUUCAAAAAUUUUAUACAAAAAAAUAUUUAAUAAGAGCAAUUCGACGACUUUUUAAUGCGCUAACAUCGUGAUCACUAACUGAUCUAUCCAAAGUGCAUAGAACAAUCACCAAUAACAAUUUGGUAAAUCAUUUUUUUAAAUCAUUUGUCAUAAGAACUAAAUUAAAUUUAUAAAUUAUAUAUUUUUUAAUACUGAAACGCAUUCAAUAUUAUCAACUAUGUACUCGGCAUUAUUUUUGUAAUGUUUAUUGAAUGCGCCUUUGAAUGUUGUAAUAACUAUAAAUUAAAUAAUAGGUUUUAAUUGAUAAUGGAGA